UUUCGCCAAAGUCACAAUAAAUGAAAAAAAAAAACAAAAUAUCUAUGUUAUGAUCUGUCAAUGUCAGCUGUCCGUCUUUUAGUAUUAUCUUACAAUUUUUAUUAUGUAUUAACUAACAAAUAAUUUCUUUUACCUUAAAAAGUAUUCUAAUUAUGUAUUUGGUGAAGCAGAAUAAUUUGUUUGAGGUACUUGCCUGCCGUGGAUGUCUGGCAACUGAUGUCAAACUAUAUGAUAUGUUUGAAAAUAAGCUAUUUGAACAUUUCGGAAGGCUCGUAGGUGUUCCGGUGCUAGCAGACGAUGGGUACCCCCAUCACCUGUGCGCAAUGUGUGCAGUGCAUCUACAGAAGUUUAUAGCAUACAGGAACAUUUGCAGGAAGGCACAGGAUAAGCUUGAAGAGGCUGAAGUAAGGGGCAUCCGGAUUACCACGUCCUACAUACGCAAAAUGGAUCGCAAGAAACAUACAUUCCUUAAUUAUAUUAAAAAAGAAUUAUUUAACAUCACUCUAUUAGAUUCCAAUGGAUACGACGAAAAAACAAUAGAUUCAGACGAAAAAUAUGAGGUUAUAGUAAAUCCAAAUGAGAGUGUAAAGAAAACAAAUUAUACAGUUACUAAACAAGAAGUUGUAAUUGAAAACGGUUUUAGUAAUAUCGAGACAGAAUUUGUGACCAUAGAUAAUAAAUUAAAAUCAGAAUUAAAUCCCAUAGAUGUAGAAGAUACGAACAUUACAAGCUUUUUUGACAAUUUCUCCAUGUCCAAUGAUAUAUUUGAGAUUACUAACGAUGUGGCCACUACAAAUAAUACAGUAGACUUAACAGCCGAAGAGGAAGAUUCAAAAACAAAGAUAGAUAAACCGCGAAUAAUACUUAAAAAGAAAAAGAAAGUGAAAGAUGUAAAGUUAAAAAAUAAAAAGGGAGAUGUAAUUGAUAUAACGAAGAAAUUCGCCGAAGAAUAUAACUUUGAGCUCACUGUGUUUACUCGCGAGGAGCAAUUAGAAGAAGUGAGGGCGUUAAAAGAGAAGCCCACAAAUAAACUGCAGUGCGACGAUUGCGGUAUAGGUUUCAAUUCUAAAAGUAAAUUGUUGAACCAUUAUAAGAACAAACACGACCCGUCGCUAGGCGAAUACGUGUGUCCCAUAUGCAAUUCUCGGUUCCGUCAGAAGCGUUACCUCCACAAGCACCAUUUGUUCGUUCAUCUAUUUAAAUAUGUGUGCAAGGUGUGCGAUUUUAACACCCGAUCCAGGAGUACAGCGGAAGGUCACGCCGCAUUCCACGCUGGGAAAGUGUUCACGUGUGAUUGUGGGAAAUCCUUCGGCCAUUUAUCUUCGUAUUUGUCUCACAAGCGUUUAACGCACACAUCGAAACUCAAGGGUUGUGAGUACUGUGGUGAAUCGUUCAUCGGCGAGAAGGGUCUGCUUACGCACAAGCGCAAAAUCCACAGCGACAUCCCUGAGACUUGGUUUGUGUGUGAGAAGUGUAACGCCAAGUUCAGAACGGACGACGCUCUGGCCAAACACCAGAGUUUGUACUGUGGUGGGUAUAACUGCGUGAAUUGCGGCGAUAUUUUCACAGCGGAAAAUUUGUUGACCUACCAUCUAGUGCAGAAUCAUAACCACAGGAAUAUUUCUGAGGAGCCGAGCGAGUGUAAUGCUUGUAACACGAAGUUCCAUAACCAUGCAGCGCUGCGGAGGCAUUUGGAUAAGUGUGGGCAGGUUGUUCCCUGUGUGCAGUGCGGUGAAGGCUUCGACACCGAGGACGAGAUGAAUGAGCAUCUGAACACACAUACGACAGAUUACUUCAAAUGUGAAGUGUGCAACGGUACGUAUAAAUCGGCCUACAAUUUCGCCGAACACUACGCCAAACACAUCGCCAGGCCCGACCACGUGAACGUGCCCGGCCACCUGAGGAACCCAGCGUUCCGGGGCUUGAGGGACGAUGGGAAGAUCAUGAAGGUGGCCAGGAAGGUCAUGUGCGAGAUCUGCGGGAAACUGUGCAUGGAGAACGCAUACCCGACGCAUCUGAAAACCCAUUCGGAUGAGAAAGAAUAUAAAUGCACUAUAUGUUCCAAGCAGUUCAGUGUACUGAUGUCGUUACAGGGUCACAUGCGGGUGCACACCAACGAGCGGCCAUUUGAAUGCGACUACUGCAAGAAGAAGUUCAAAUUACGUGGAGCUGUAGUGAGACACAUAAUGGGGGUCCACCUCGGAGUCAGGCCACACCAGUGUCAUCUGUGUCAGAAGUACUUCAAGACGUCCACUUGUGUGAAAAUGCAUAUUAAAACGGUUCACAUGAAGAUACCAAUGCCACCGAGGAUUAGAAAACGUCGGCCGAAGUCUACAGACAUGAUUUAAAAAAGCGCGGGAAAGCAUUAGCUUUUUUUGUUACAAAUGUCAAAUUGGUUUCUUUUUUUUUAGGACUUGGCAUCUUAGAAUUUCGCCAGCGAUAAGUCACUCUUGUUUUAGUUAUUUAUCUAUAGCAUCGAAGUGAUAUGAGGAGAGAAAAAGAACAAACUAUCGCGGAGUUUUUAUUUUCCCAAAUCAUAGACAGAUUUGGCAAUAUUUGAAUUUAGAAUACCUACCCCAAAGGGGCUAAGGCGUGCAAUUGUAGAUAAAUAAAAUUUAUAACUACGGCCGCCACGUUGUUGCAACGUUUAAUUCCAUUUUUGAAUUGAGAAGGGACAGAUAGUCCUGUAAUGUUGGUGCAAUAAAAUGUUAAAUAAAUAAAUAAUAAAAUAAAUAAUUAAAUUCAACAAACUACGCAGCUUCAUUAAAGGAUAAUUUCCACCGAAUGGCUCGCAUCGAAUCAGAACGUAUUUUACAAUCUUUAAACGAUAUUAAAUCGUGUACACAGAAUUUAAAGUCUAUACUACCUAGCCGCUCACAGCAGGUUGACCGCGGGCGUCUACCGCGACACGCGAUACGCAGGGCGACGGUUAAGCCGGCCCGGCACGGUCGACGACACAGUAUACUGCCUCAUUAUAAUUUAUUCUACAUUUUCAUCCCGUUAGCCGGUACUAUUUACAAUAGAACCGGCUCCGCCCACUUGGCCCAAAAUUAGGUGGCAGCCUGCGCAGUCGACGCUCGGGCAAAGAGCGAUUGCUCGAAAUCCGCACCUAUAACCCCGUAAGGAGUUACGGACGACCCCAUGUGUGACAGGCGAUCGGCUCCGUUCGCCUGUCAUCGUAUCCGAUCGGAUCCUUUCAGCUGCUGUUGUGUGCAUUUAAAGCCGUGGCCGGAUGGCGCCAUUCAAUUUGUUUUUUCCUCUUAAAUAAAUAAUAGAUUAUUUAUUUAUUUGUUUAUAUACUUUUGUAUAUUCACUAUUAGUAUAGAUUUUUUUUUUAUGGGUGAAAAUGGUAUGGGAUUC
Galleria mellonella (greater wax moth) is the source of this 3360-nucleotide messenger RNA. RefSeq names its product zinc finger protein 595-like. NCBI's taxonomy places the organism in Eukaryota, Metazoa, Arthropoda, Insecta, Lepidoptera, Pyralidae. The coding region runs from base 153 to 2348 and encodes 731 amino acids. The transcript has 8 exons. The record is from RefSeq and is a predicted model, not a curated record. Gene Ontology annotation, cellular component: nucleus. Gene Ontology annotation, molecular function: zinc ion binding.